UCUUUUGGCUCAUCUUUUGAUCAACGUGGCGCUACGUGUUGUUGCACAUUUUGUGUGGCGUCGUGAAACAAUUCAUCAUCAUCAUCAUCAUUAUAAUAAUGGAAACAGUUUUACAAAUUAAAUCAUUAAAGAAUCGAAUAGCACAAAAUGAUAUCAGUGUAAAAAACUUGUUAAAGACCAUUUCCGAAUGUAAUAGUGAUCUACAAACAUUAAAUAAAUUGAAUACAGAAUUAUCGACACGUAUGAACAACGUUCGACGAGAUUUAAAUGAUUUUGAACAUUUAGUUAAAGUUAUUGAAGAUGAUGAUCUUCGUUAUCAUAUGAAAAAUGAUUUACAAUCAAUCAAGAAUCAAUAUGAAAUAAAUAUGGUUGUUGCACGUAAAGCGGUGCUUACCACACAGAAACAGUUGAAUGAUGAAACACGAGCCAAAUUAUUUGAACAUUCCAAAAAUCUAAGAAAACGUAUCAAUAACAAUGGUAUCGUGACUAGCGAAACAAUGGCCAAUAAAUCCACAACAUUAACUGAUGAUCUUUAUUCAGUGAGUCGAAUAUUGGCUAAUGAAGUGGAAAAAUCGGGAAAAAAUCUUGAAACAUUGGUCCAAUCAUCAGCAUUGGCAACAGAAACAUCACAAGAAUUACGUACAAUGUCCAAUUAUAUUGCUAAUUCAAAAACAUUAUUAUCAAAAUAUGGUCGUAGAGAAAUGACGGAUAAAAUAUUAACAAUACUUGCAUUGGGUUUCUUUUUCGGCUGUGUUAUCUAUGUACUAGUCAAAAGAAUUUAUUUAAGGUCAUAAUGUAAUAAAGAAAAGAAUUCUGUAUUUUUU
Messenger RNA from Dermatophagoides farinae (American house dust mite), 824 nucleotides. RefSeq names its product vesicle transport protein Sec20 (gene Sec20). Gene Ontology annotation, molecular function: SNAP receptor activity. Gene Ontology annotation, cellular component: SNARE complex; endoplasmic reticulum. Lineage: Eukaryota; Metazoa; Arthropoda; Arachnida; Sarcoptiformes; Pyroglyphidae. Gene Ontology annotation, biological process: retrograde vesicle-mediated transport, Golgi to endoplasmic reticulum. The record is from RefSeq and is a predicted model, not a curated record.